AAAUAAACGAAAUUUUAAAACUUGCAGAAUUCAAGUCAGAAAUGCAUGAAAGAAUAUGGUAACUUGUCUCUGAAAUAAAAGUAUAUUUGAAUGAUUUCCCGCUUGGCACGUUAUGUUGUCAGAAGCCCCCAAAUUAAACGAAUCCAGGGUCUAUUUUUCAAGUGUGAAUUGUUGGUAGCAAGUCGAAGUAUUUGUACACACGAUUUCACCGACGAAAUGUCUUCGAAGUCCUACCCAUUAGAGCUUGAUCCCCCACCAGGAUUUCUUGCUGAAAGAAUUCAGAUGUUUGAUCGACUCAAGGCUGAAUAUGAUGCAGAAGUUGCAGCAAAAGCAGCUGAAAACAAACCAAUCAAGAUCACAUUGCCAGAUGGUAAAGAAAUUGACGGCGUUGCUUGGAAGACCACCCCUUAUGAAGUAGCAGCCUCAAUAAGCCAAGGAUUGGCGGACAAUACUGUAAUUGCAAAGGUGAAUGAAGAGGUUUUUGAUCUGGAUCGACCUCUCGAAGGUGAUUGUAAACUGCAGCUGCUGAAGUUUGAUGACAAAGAAGGUCAACAGGUGUUCUGGCAUUCCAGUGCUCACAUCAUGGGUGAAGCCAUGGAGCGCCAUUAUGGCGGACUUUUGUGCUAUGGCCCCCCAAUUGAAGAGGGAUUCUAUUAUGACAUGUUCUUAAAGGAAAGACAAGUCUCCAGCAACGAUUAUUCAAAUCUUGAAACGGUGAUGAAACGUAUUGUCAAAGAUAAGCAAGAAUUUGUUCGGCUUGAAAUGAAAAUAGAAGAUCUAUGUGAAAUGUUUAAGUACAAUCCUUUUAAGCUGCGAAUCAUCAAACAGAAAAUUAAAACACCCAAAACAACUGUCUACAGAUGUGGACCUUUGAUAGACUUGUGUCGUGGACCGCAUGUAAGACACACUGGAAAGUGCAAAUCUAUUGCUCUUACGAAGAAUUCGGCAACCUAUUGGGAAGGGAAUUGUGAGGCUGAAUCAUUACAAAGGAUUUAUGGGAUCUCAUUUCCUCAAGAGAAACAAUUGAAAGAAUGGAAGAAAUUCCAAGAAGAAGCAGCCAAACGAGACCAUCGCAAAAUUGGUCAGGAGCAAGAGUUGUUCUUUUUCCAUGAAUUAAGUCCUGGCAGUUGCUUUUUCCUUCCAAAUGGUGCUCAUAUUUACAAUACUUUGAUCAAUUUCAUCAAGGAGGAGUACUGGAAGCGCGGAUUUCAGGAAGUGGUGUCACCGAAUAUCUACAGUACCAAACUAUGGAUGACCUCAGGCCAUUGGCAACAUUACUCCGAAAACCUGUUCAAAUUUGAUGUGGAAAAAGAGGCUUACGCUCUAAAACCCAUGAACUGCCCAGGGCAUUGUUUGAUGUUUGAUCACAGACCUCGCUCUUGGCGUGAGUUGCCAUUCCGUAUGGCAGAUUUCGGCGUGCUGCACCGUAAUGAACUGUCAGGAACACUCAGUGGUCUCACCAGGGUGAGAAGGUUCCAACAAGACGAUGCUCACAUAUUCUGCACGAUGGACCAGAUUCCGCAAGAGAUUGAUGGCUGUCUUGAUUUUCUUCGAGCUGUUUACGACACGUUUGGCUUCACAUUCAAAGUGGAACUUUCGACGCGACCUGAGAAAUACAUGGGUGAGCUUUCAAAAUGGAACGAAGCAGAAAAGAAACUUGCUGCGGCUCUUGACAAGUUUGGACAGAAAUGGGAAGUCAAUCCUGGCGAUGGUGCGUUCUAUGGUCCGAAGAUUGACAUUCAAAUAAUGGACGCCUUGAGACGUUCUCAUCAGUGCGCCACAAUUCAACUCGACUUUCAACUGCCUGAACGAUUCAACCUCACUUACGCAAGUGGUGAGGGUGAUGAGAGACUACGACCAGUCAUUAUCCACCGCGCUAUCCUGGGUUCUGUUGAGAGGAUGAUCGCCAUCUUGACGGAAAGCUUUGGCGGGAAAUGGCCCCUGUGGUUGUCACCACGCCAAGCAAUUCUCGUUCCUGUCAGUAAUAAGUACGAUGAAUAUGCUGAACAGGUUCGAAAGAAGCUUCACGAUGCUGGAUUUCACGUUGACACUGACCUGGACCCGGGUUGCACUCUUAACAAGAAAGUCCGCAACGCUCAACUUGCCCAAUAUAACUUUAUCCUCGUGGUUGGCGAGAAAGAGAUGACAUCGGAGACAGUGAAUGUUCGUACGCGUGAUAACAAGGUACACGGCGAAAAAUCGGUGACGGCCGUUAUCGACCGCUUCCGAGAACUUGUUCAAUCCCGAAGUCGCACUAGCGAAGACGAUUUUUGAACUCAGCUUUGUCAGGACAUAAAUUGUAAGAACCAUGAAUCAGCAGCUAAACUUUAGAUAUAAUAUCAAUAAAUGAAUUCGACAGUUGCAUUUUAUUUUUUGAUAUGCAAUUGCCCAGAGCUCGCCUGCCGUUCCACCCGCGUCCAGAGUCCUAGAACUUAAUCCAACGAACUACUAAGGGGCUGU
Dendronephthya gigantea is the source of this 2460-nucleotide messenger RNA. Its product is annotated as threonine--tRNA ligase, cytoplasmic-like. The record is from RefSeq and is a predicted model, not a curated record. The coding region runs from base 91 to 2274 and encodes 727 amino acids. Gene Ontology annotation, molecular function: threonine-tRNA ligase activity; ATP binding. Gene Ontology annotation, biological process: threonyl-tRNA aminoacylation. Gene Ontology annotation, cellular component: cytoplasm. NCBI's taxonomy places the organism in Eukaryota, Metazoa, Cnidaria, Anthozoa, Malacalcyonacea, Nephtheidae. The transcript has 22 exons.